Molecule: messenger RNA, 12899 nt
Organism: Podarcis lilfordi (Lilford's wall lizard)
Lineage: Eukaryota; Metazoa; Chordata; Lepidosauria; Squamata; Lacertidae
Source: the annotation of a GenBank genome assembly
CAGCUAAAUAAGAACAUGAAUCAUUCCCCAAAUACGGUAUUGAUUGUCCUUCAAUCUUGCCUCCAUACUUGCCACCCUCUCCUGCCCCACCAGUGUGGUGUGCCACAUCCUUCGAGAAUCACUGGAAAGCCACUGGAAGUUUCUUGGCUUGUGGUAACAGUGUUCCGUAGAAGUGAAAGAUGGACCUAGAGUGCUUUAUCUUGCUUUAAUUUCUCAUCGUUCUACAGGACGGGCAGACCACAUGCCUGCUGCAGAUGCCAAAGGCAUUAAUUCCUGUUGCAUUUAUUCCUUCUUUUGUAGGACGGGUAAUCCUGUUUGAGAAGCCCAUCAGUGGAAGUGUCUCUAUUGCCCAGGGAGAAAGGUAUUUGUCUGCAAUUGAGCAAGGUAACUCACAGGAGCGUAGAGAGCAGAGGAGAAAGGGUGAGUUGGAGAAAAAGUACCAGCUGAUAACUGCAGUCCUAGCAUCCUUGUAUAUCACUUCUUUGAAAGCAGCCAGUACUGUACAGUUUUUAUUUUCUUCAGAGCUAGAGUGGUGUAGUGGUUUGAGUCUUGAUCCAAGAUCUGCUUCCAAUUCCCAUUUAGCCACAAAGCUGCAAGGGUGACCUUAGGCUAAUCACCAUCCCUCCUCCUACCUUAACUUCCAGGGUUACUGGAUCACAGAGGGCAAGAAAAAGAACCGUGUACGCUGUUCUGACCUUGAAAGAAGAGGUGAGCUAAAAAUGUUACAAAUUGAAAACGGGUAUACCUGGUAAAUGUACUCACUUUUAAAUAACACACCCCCUAAGAGGCAUGCCCCAUCAUCCAUUGAAACCUGAGUUACCUUUUGGAUCUGUUCCUUAAGGCAGAGAAUAUUCAGCAUGUGAUUCUGUGCUAAGCCCAGGGUGAGAACUUCAGUACAUAACAAAUGGGGUGAAAACCGUUAGAUUUCAGAUCUGUGCAAAUCUUCAUGCGUAACUUUGCAGGCGGGGAAUGCAUUGUGUAAGUGACUCAGGCAGCCUCUCAUCUUAAUACUGAUACAAAACUGAGGUCAUUACAGAGGUGCGAUGUCAUGGGAAGACUUUGGCAGAAAUUCCUAGCCUCUUUUCUUUCAUGGCUAAAAAUUAAAAACAAUAAAAAUCUGUAGAUGAUUAAAAAGGAAUAAAAAUAUGUUUUCUAUUAGAAUGUAUGCUUGGUCAAAUGGAGGAGCAAUAAUAAGAGUGUCAGAUCAUGCAGAAAUAUAUUAAAUAUUGUGUGUGUAUGUGUAACUGCUGAAGGGACUAUAAAGAAACAUAGGAAAAAAACCCUAUAAAACGUCAAUAAAAGAGAAUAAUUUUAUAUUUAGACAAUAUAAAUCCCAUUGAGUAUGUAUGUGUGUAUACUUUAUACACACACAAACAUAACAAACCUGUCAGAAGAAUUCUGUGCCAAUUUAUAAAAAUGAGUAAUGAAAUAUCUGCAAUAUUUGUCAAUCCAAAUUUUACAGCUCCAAAAUAAGUGUUAAAAAAGGUGUCUGGAAUGAAAUACGCCCUGCAUUAAGUUUUUAAAUACUUGCCCAGAUUUAAAGCCUCAAUAAAAUGUAUUAAAUCUUUUAAGGUUUUUAAUGAAUCUAGCACGUGUUUCAUAAAUCACAGAGCUUGGCUCAGCCCCUUUGUGUUUUAAUAACUGUAAGCUAAGAAAUUGCUCUGAGCUAAGACGAAACGCAUUCCUAUAACGGAAGGGGAAAACAGGGUUUUUUAACAACAACAAAAAUCCUUCCUCAUUGCUGAGACUGACUUUGGCCUCCUGUAGAUCAGAACCUUUCUGCUGAUCCAUGGUUAACAGCAUCAAGAUGUGACCUAGUGGUGUGAAGGUAAAUAUUAUUAGUAAUAACUCCAGAAAUAAAAGAAAUCUACGAGGAGACAUUAGCAGAGCCGUCGUGCCAUCUCCUGAUACAUAUCUCGGGGUACUAUCAUUUUUUAUUCACAUGCCACACAAGCGUCUCAAGGUAUAUUAAAAUCAGCAAAAAAAGGAAAAGGUUUAAAAUUCAAAAAACAAGAGGCAUAUUUAAACAAAACAAAGCAGAAACAAUACAAAACAGGCACCCAGCAGAGACCUAGAGAGUAAACAAGGUUAGGAUUGCACUGUUACUUAAGUCAAUAUGUUGUGAUGGGUUUCAUUGGCCACACAUCCCUCUGCCCCAUGCUUGAUGCCCUCUACAUAGGGUAAAGGGUAAAGGCACCCAUCUUGCUUUAUUGGCCGAGGGAGCCAGAGUACAGCUUCUGGGUCAUGUGGCCAGCAUGACUAAGCCACUUCUGGCGAACCAGAGCAGCGCACGGAAACGCCGUUUACCUUCCCACCAGAGUGGUACCUAUUAAUCUACUUGCACUUUGAUGUGCUUUCGAACGGCUAGGUUGGCAGGAGCUGGGACAGAGCAACGGGAGCUCACCCCGUCGCGGGGAUUCGAACCACCCACCUUCUGAUUGGCAAGUCCUAGGCUCUGUGGUUUAACCCACAGUGCCACCUGCGUCCCUCCACAUAUUGGAGGGCAAAUGCCAGCAGCAGGACGCCUGCUGUACUUGUGUAGUUUCACUUUACAUAAAUAGGUCAAAUACCAUCAAUAAUAACAACAAAACAGUCAAGGUAUGAAAACAUAAGACUAGCUUUCUCAUGCAUUUUCUGACCGUAAGAGUUGCUUGACUGUGGAAUGGUUUCCCUCAGAAGGUUGUGGACUCUCCUUCCUUGGAGAUUUUUAAGCAAAGGUUGGAUGGAUGGCAAUCUUUCAUGGGUGCUUUAGCUGAGAUUCCAGCAUUGCAGGGGGUUGGACUAGAUGACUCUCGGAUCCCCUUCCAAUUCUACAAUUCCGUGUAGCUGCCUCAAGACCCAUCAGGGGAAAAAGUAGGGUCUGUGUGUGUUCAACUAUUUUAUACUUGUUUUCAUUAUAGUGUAUAUUGCUUUGAGAUGCUUCACGGAAGGAAUUAAUAAAUGCAAUCAAUGAUAACAUUUCAUUUGAACCAAUCCUGACCCUGUGACCAUCAUGUGAGGUGCCUCUUUGUGUGCCCCCUCCAUAAUAAUAAUAAAUACUACUAAUAAUACUUAUUAUUUAUACCCCACCCAUCUGGCUGGGUCUCCUCAGCCACUCUGGGUGGCUUCCAACAAAGAUCAAAAAUACAUUAAAAUGUUACACAUUAAAAACUUCCCUGAACAGGGCUGCCUUCAUAUGUCUUCUAAAUGUCAGGUAGCUGUUUAUCUCUUUGACAUCUGAUGGAAGGGUGUUCCACAGGGCGGGUGCCACUACUAAGAAGGCCCUCUGCCUGGUUCCUUGUAGCUUUGCCUCCAUGAAAAGUCUAGAGGGUGGGGGCACGAGAAUAGGCUUUUUCUGCGGUGGCUCCCCAUUUGUGGAUGCUCUCCUGGCACUUUCAUUGCAUAUCUUUAGGUGCCAGGCGAAAACAUUCCUCUAUAAUCAGGCCUUUGGCUGAUUAAUCAAUCUAUGGCCUUUUAAAUGUGCUUGCGAGAGGAGGUUUUUGCUAUGUAUUUUGUAUUUUGUGGUCUCAUUUUGUGUUUUUAUGCUGCAAACCUCCCCGUGAUCUUUGGAUGAAGGGCGGAAUACAAAUUUAAUAAUAAUAAUUAAUGGAAAUAAUUGCGUUCCACUUUUAAUUUGUACACCACCUCUCUGUAUUGCGAUACACAAGGCGGUUUGCAAGCUAAAGAAACAAAAACAAAAAAAGGUGCAAGAUCACGGAUCACAUCACCCAACGCAAAACAAGAAUGUUUCUCCUGUUGAUUUAUGUGACCUGCCAGGUUUAUACUAGGUAAGAUGUUCCCGGAGGUAACUUGGUCUCCAGCUAUUCAGGGCUUUAUAUACCAGUAGCAACAACUUUAACUUGUCCUAGUAGCAUAUCAGCAGCUGAGGCAACUCUUCCAGCACUUCAAUAACUUUUUUUUUACCCCCUCCUAAGACACACCUUGCUGUUUUGGAGCCAGUGAAAAAUCACUCUGUACUUUUUACGAGCCAACAAACCGAGACAAGUUCAAAGGUCUUUGAAAUAUUCUCAUUAACACUAUUGACUCCAGCCUGUCUGCAGAGGCAGGGCCAGAAAGCAACCCCCCCCCACCCGAUGCAUAGAGGUGCAAUAUUUUAUUUCUUUACCUUUCCUUGGCCUGCUCAAAACUCCAGCGACAAAGGCAUGGGAGGGGUGUGACUGGAUUCAAACAGGUGGACAGACAAUGCCCUUGGCAGUUGCUUGGGUUCUUUGUCUAUUGUCUUAAAGGGAAAUCAAAGGUUCUUAGCUCUUUGCCCAGGGAAUCUGGUGGCUGUGUUAAGCUCUGCUGGAGACACGUCCCCACUCUACAACCCUGCACUAAAGUGCUGUGUAAAAAGUCUGUCUAACCUCAUUAACUGCCACAAGCAACAAUACUGAGCUGGCAUUAAAGGCAAUUUUGAGCUGGUUGGUCAUUAAUCACCACUUGACAGUCAUAAAUAGUGGUGACCCCCCCCCAAUCUCUUUUCAGUUUAAGGUUACCUCUACUUAGACCGGUAUGAGCUCAUGGAGGCAGUGUUUGUGAGAAGCUGUGGGUCGUUAGCUGUUAAUAAUGUUAAUAGCACAUGCACUGAGGGACAAGGAAGUUCUGAAACAGGGUCCAACUCCUGGAUGAACUUUUAGGGCGUUCUUGGGACCACGGGGAAAGUAAUAGGAGGGAGAAGGGAAAUGAUGAAGAGGCAAGGGGUUUCUUCAAGGUCUCCGCUGCAUGCUGAACAGCCUAGCCACUUUUCAGUUUCAGCUGAAACGGAAUAGACGCUUGCCUCUUCAGCAGAACAAGGUGCCGCAGGCAGACUUUAAAGAAACGCCAGGCUUAACGCCACAUUCUCCCCUCAGAGGGAAUGCUGUGUUCUUAUAUCACAUUCACAAAGGAAAAACAGAAGCAGCCACUGACUGGAGCGCUAGACCAAGGCCAAAUUCACACUAUGCAUUUAAAGCAUUACUAUGCCACUUUGAAUAGUCAUGGCUUCCCCCAGAGUAUUCUGGGAGCUGUAGCUUGUCAGAGGUGCUGAGAGUCGUUAGGGGGCCCCUAUUCCCAAUUCUCAGAGUAGUUUAGCAAUGAAUCCUUAUUCACAAAGAACUCUCUGGAUCUGCCACUAGCUUGGUGGUAUUUAGACAAACUUAAAGUUAGCUAUGAACAGAACGGUAAUGAAUUAGCUUCUUUUGUAGAGGGAUGAAUCUAAACUGGAAUGAGUUGAUGUCUGGAGCAAAACUAGUUGCUUUUCCAGCACCAGAGGAGGGAAAGGUUAAGAAGACGCUAUCAUAUUUUAAAACGUAAAUUGCUUUGAGGACCUGUUGCUCAGAAAGUGGAGAAUAUACUUAAUUUAUAAAGAAACGCUGAUAUAGGAAGUGAUUCAAAUGCAGUGCUUGCCCCACUGUCAGUAGGAAGAUGUUAUCUAGCAAAUGAUAGUGACUAGGAUGGAAACGUAGAAAGUGGCUUAAUCUACAUGUUAGGCCAUGAAUGUUAAUCUACGUGUUAAGCCAGGUUUUGAGGCAGGAUGCCAGUGAAACACAAUUUUUCUGGAGCAACUCUGUGUGUGUGUGCUCUGACUAGCUUCUGCUGUGCUUAGGGGAUUCCUGAAGGCAUCUAGGAAGCAUCCAGAAAGGAUGGUGGAUGGACCAUAGGUCUGAUCUAACAGGUUCCCUCUUACAUUCCUGUUUAGGUUUUUAUACUUUGCAUUUGUUUGGAGAUGCUAAUAACAAAAACUACAGCUCAGGCUGGGUACCUGCUAUACCUCUGAAGCACAUUUUCAUCACCGCCACUAGGAAUCCUGGGAACUGUAGUUUACUAAGGGUGCUGGGAAGUUUAGCUCUGUGAUGGGGCUGAAGUACAGUUCCCAGCGUUCUCUGUGGGGCAGCAUUUGCUUUGAACGCACUUUAAAGGUUUGGUGUGCGCACAAAAGCUUUGUGUAGAAAAAGUUCUUGCAAAGCAAAUAGUUGAAGUUGGCUCAUGUAAGGAAGAGAUAGAUUAUGCUGAUAAGGGGGGGAAGAAGGAGGCAGGUAGAUGCUGUCAUUUUUAAUUUAAUUUGCACCCCCUCCAAAAAACCUCUAAGGUAUUCUAAGUGCCUGCUUCCCUUUGAUUUUAUGGAAAGUUGCCACUUGCCCAUAAACAUUCUCCCAAAAAACAUUUUUGAAAUAUGUUAAGAAGAAGAAAGGCAGAUAAAACGAAGCCCUCUUGAGACUUCCCUUCCUGUCAAAAGAGCCACCUUUCAACUCCAUUUGAUCAGGCUAAGCAUGCCUGUAAAUAGUAAUCACGCUUCUAUAAAGUAUUUCAUCUUCAAGGCGCUUUACAAACAACCUAUUUAAUAAUUAUUAGGUAUGGCUAUUAGGGAAGAUUAGGAGCGCCUCGUCUCCUCCUUCCAGCAAUUUUGCCCAAACUCAUUGGAACAGAAAUGUGCCAUGAGACAGGAAAUUAAAGGCCUUUUCAGAAAACGGGGAGGGAGCGCUGGGUUUUAUUCUUAGCACGUAUUGUAAGUGGGGCUCACCGCAACGAGAUGCACGACGUUUCAGCCAGCCAUACCCUUUUCCAGGACAUUCCGUUCCGUUCCCCACACCCAGUCAGCCAGCAUGCUAUGGCUACUGAGCAUGCCCAGUCCUCAUUGGGUUGCUUUGCUGGCAUUUGAGGGAGGGAACCAGCCCAGCGGCAGUGAGGGAAAGAGCCGCCAUUGAACAGCCAUGACCAUUGCCACCAGAAAGGGGCAAAGAAGCUCUUUCGCCUCUUGCUCCCUCUGUGGCAGCCCCCGCUGCCUGCGAGUCUCAAGGGCUGUCACAUGGAAGAGGGAGCAUGCUUGCUUUCUCCUCGGAGUCAAGUGUGAAUUUCAUGCUCUUUAUUCAGCUCAGAAUAGCAAUAAUGAAACUUUCCCCAAAACGUCUAGCUAUAUAUACAUUAUUUACACAAUGGGCCCCACGUGAUUGGCUAAUUCCGGGCUGCUCCUGCAGGCUAAUCAGGUUGCGGAUUCACCUCCUCCAGAAGCCUGAUUGGCUUCUCCUGCAGGCCAAUCAAGUUGCGGAUUCACUUCACCCAGGAGCCUGAUUGGCUGCUCCCGCAGGCCAAUCAGGUCGUUGACUCACUUCCACCUGGAGCUGGAUUGGGUGCCUCCUAGGGACCAAUCAGACUGCUGCAUUCUGGAUCCUAUUGUUCUAGGAUUCAGCUCAGUACAUAACAGUAGGACUUCAACCAAUGGCUUCAAGUUACAAGGACUCUCCUUCCUUGGAGGUUUUUAAGCAGAGGUUGGAUGCCCAUCUGUCAUGGAUGCUGAAGAAGAAGAAGAAGAAGAGGAGGAGGAGGAGGAGGAAUUUGGAUUUAAUAUCCCGCUUUAUCACUACCCGAAGGAGUCUCAAAGUGGCUAACAUUCUCCUUUCCUUUCCUCCCCACAACAAACACUUGUGAGGUGAGUGGGGCUGAGAGACUUCAGAGAAGUGUGACUAGCCCAAGGUCACCCAACAGCUGCAUGUGGAGGAGCGGAGACGCGAACCCGGUUCCCCAGAUUACGAAUCUACCGUUCUUAACCACUACACCACACUGGCUCUCUAGCUGAGAUUCCUACAUUGUGGGGGGUUGGCCUAGAUCGUGGGUAGGCAAACUAAGGCCCGGAGGCCGUAUCCGGCCCAACUGCCUUCUAAAUCUGGUCUGUGGACGGUCCUGGAAUCAGUCUGUUUUUACAUGAGUAGAAUGUGUCCUUUUAUUUAGAAUGCAUCUCUGGGUUAUUUGUGGGGCAUAUGAAUUCGUUCACCCCCCCAAAUAGUUUGGCCCCCCCACAAGGUCUGAAGGACAGUUGACUGGCCCCCUGCUGAAUAAGUUUGGUGACCCCUGGCCUAGAUGACCUUUGGGGUCCCUUCCAACCCUAAAAUUCUCUGUGUCAAAGUCAAAAGCUCCUGUCACCCCUACUGAUUGGCCGUGCUGACUGGCAGUGAUUGGAGCUCACAGGUUCCCAUCUCUACUUUGGAGGAGCGGCUGCCCAGGUUGGAGGGUUACAAAACAAGCAGAUGGCAAGGCAGUUAAAGGAGGGGAAAAGCUGAAGAGGGAGCCCAUAUCCAUGCAGGUGUCCUAAGCAGGGGGAGGCCCUAAACCAGAACACCCUGAUCAAAGAGAUAAUGCUGACAGGAGGGAUUAGGAUCCAAAGGAGAAGCUUCAGGCAAAACCUGAUGAAAUGACAGUGGGGAUUAGAGCUGGAAAAUAACCUGAUACAGAGGAGUAACUUAAAGGAGUGUUGUUGACCGUGAGAAGGGCAAAGGGAUGGACGGACGAUCCAAUCAAAGGAAAGGGAGUGGAAGGGAAAUUAAGUUUCCAAAUCACACUUCCCGCAAGCACUCAGCUGGCUCCAUAAAUAAACAAAUCACUUAGGUAGGUUGCAAUCCCUGUACAGUACACACUUCCUUGGAAGUAGGCCCUGCUGAAUUCAGGCGUAGGAUUGCUCUGUUUGUAACAGUUAAAGGUAAAGGGACCCCUGACCAUUAGGUCCAGUCGUGGCCGACUCUGGGGGUUGCGGCGCUCAUCUCGCUUUAUUGGCCAAGGGAGCCAGCGUACAGCUUCUAGGUCAUGUGGCCAGCAUGACGAAGCCGCUUCUGGCGAACCAGAGCAGCGAAUGGAAACGCUGUUUACCUUCCCGCCGGAGCGGUACCUAUUUAUCUACUUGCACUUUGACAUGCUUUCGAACUGCUAGGUGGGCAGGAGCCAGGGACCAAGCAACGGGAGCUCACCCCGUCGCGGGGAUUCGAACCGCCAACCUUCUGAUCAGCAAGUCCUAGGCUCUGUGGUUUAACCCACAGCAGUCCCUGCUUUAAAAUCAUUUGAACAUUCUACUGCACCACUUGCACUCCAUAAUCCAGCUUUAUAGUGUGGCUGACACCUUUAAUCAGUUCUAGGAGGAAGAAUAAUCUUGUGGUUGCAGGCUAUCCGUAGGCAUCUGGUUGGCCACUGUGAGAACAGGAUGCUGGACUAGAGGGGCCACUGGCCCUGAUCCUGCAAGUCUGACCUUAGAUACAAACUAAAACCUCUCUCAUUGACUGUACUUUAAAAUUACGUGCUACCUUGGGAUUCCAUCCCCCCCCCCGACAUGUUGGAAGGUGGAGUAAAACUAUCCCAAAAUAAAUAAAGAAUUCCCAUGAAUAAUGCUUUUGCAGCAUACAUCCCAUAUAGAUUGGGCAAAGGCAUAUGUCAGCUGCCAUUUAAAUAGGUAUAGAAGAAAAGUCUGAUUCGGCAAAGCAGUUCAUUCCUAAAUGUGAUCUAGGAAUCUGGCCUGUUUCUGCAGUGUACCUGCGGCUUUGGGACCUGGCACAGAAAGGAAACACCUGGUUUCAAAAGGAGGUGGGGAGAGAAAUCAAGGUUUUGUAACACAGAAUACCUCAUAGGUGUUGCGGCCUCACAAAGUUGAAAGGCAGAAAUGAGAAAUCGUGUUUCACAGGAUAUUAAGUGCCAGGCCUUAUCCAGUCUCCCGGGGCAAAGCCGGUGGGAGAACUGCAAACACGUUUCUUGGCUGUGAAAUUUCAGCUGAGAUUUGCUCCUACUUCUCCUUUCCAUUCCCACGUGGGUCACUUCCAGACCAUUAUUGAACAUUUACUUUAAUUAGCUGGCACAAAAUUUUAGGGGAGGUUAGACCUUGUGACCUGUUUGUGGGUCAGCUGGAGGAGACUCUUGAGAGUCCCAUGGACUGCAAGAAGAUCAAACCUAUCCAUUCUGAAGGAAAUCAGCUCUGAGUGCUCACUGGAAGGACAGAUUGUGAAGCUGAGGCUCCAAGACUUUUGCCACCUCAUGAGAAGAGAAGACUCCCUGGAAAAGACCCUGAUGCUGGGAAAGAUGGAGGGCACAAGGAGAAGGGGAUGACAGAGGACGAGAUGGUUGGACAGUGUUCUCGAAGCUACCAGCAUGAGUUUGACCAAACUGCGGGAGGCAGUGGAAGACAGAAGUGCCUGGCGUUCUCUGGUCCAUGGGGUCACGAAGAGUCGGACAUGACUAAACGACUAAACAACAACAACAACAUCGCUAGCCAGCACUUUCCAGUGCUUUACCUUAUUUACUGUAAAAUGUCCGAUCUUGUGGUGGGAAGCAGCUUAGCUGUGUAAGAGCUCCAAAUAGACUUUAGUUGCACCACCUGAAUUUGCUAGUAUCUGAUUAAAUCCUUAUCCGUUUUCCUGUGUCCCAGAGUGGGUGAAUGUGGCAAGCCAAUAGGCAACAGCAGUUGGGAGGAGGAGAACCCGCUAGUAACAAUAUGGCGGCAAAGAGAGGCGGCCUCAGUCUGAAAGGGAAAACUGAGUCUUCGCCCAAGGAGGCUCAGUGACUUUGCAUUCAAAUUCCUGUGGGGUGGGGAGUGAGGGUCAAUGAAUAUGUCAUUUUCAGUUUCUUUCAGGUGACAUGCACUGUACAUUUAAAGCACUAUGAUACCACUUUAAACAGUGAUAGCAUCCCUCAAAGAAUUCUGGGAGCUGUAGUUUGUAUAAGGAUGCCUCUUCCCCUCACAGAGCUACAAUUCUAGAUCUCCAGGCAAAUCUGAGAACUGUGGCUCUGUGAGGGGAAUGGGGCCUCCUAACAACUCUCAGCAGCCUGUUGCAAACUACAAACUACAGCUCCCAGAAUUCUUUGGGGGAAGCCAAGACUGUUUGAAGUGGUAAUACAGUGGUACCUUGGUUAUCAAACGCUUUGGUACUCAAACAACCUGGAACCCAAACACUGCAAACCCGGAAGUGUUCCAGUUUGCAAACUUUUUUCGGAAGCCGAACAUGCUCCAUUUUGAGUGUUAUGCUUCUGUUUUGAGUGGCACACUUCCCUUUUGAGUGUUAUGCUGAGGUCUGUCUGUUUUUGCUAUUUCUUUUGUGUUUUUGUUUUUGCGGCUCUUUUUUGUUUUUGUGACAGUGUGGAACCCAGUUCGGCUACUGAUUGAUUGAUUGUGUGACUGCAGUACAUUGUUUAUUGCUUUCAUUUUAUGGAUCAAUAGUCUCGUUAUAGUAAAAUCCAUCUUAAAUUGCUGUUUUAGGGUGUUUUUUUAAAAAAGUCUGGAACGGAUUAAUCCAUUUUGCAUUACUUUCUAUGGGAAAGCGCGCCUUGGUUUUGGAACGCUUUGGUUUUGGAACGGUCUUCUGGAACGGCUUAAGUUUGAGAACCAAGGUACCACUGUAUAGGGUUUUAAAUGCAUGGUGUGAAUGUGGCCUCAGUUCCUCAUUUUUUCCAGUCUUAAACUCCGUUCUCUACGUUUCCACAGCAAAGUUGUCCCUCUUUAGUUGCCCUGUUGUGCAAGAGUGCCCUUCCAGGUGGCAUCAACGUGCUAACACUGGGGGAAUCAUCACAGAACAACUAGUAAAGUGGUCCAGUAGAAAUAUACCACCAAUGCUCUAUUAUUGCAUCAGCGACAUGUUGUAGAAUACAGGUAUGAAGACAAUACCAGUCUGAAGGGACCCUCGAUCCCCAUGUCAUACACGUGCAGAAAAACACAAACCCCCAGCCCUUUGGAGGAGACCCAAGACACAGUUCACAAAGCAGGGUGUAUCACAACUGGAGGAGAGGAGAGGAAAGCAGGAUAUGCAUAUCAAAUAUAGAAAGAGCUGAGCUCGCAUUCUUCCUUUAUUAGGAACAAGGGACUGUCCAAGCUGCCUCCGCAGUAAAGAGGUAGGAUUGGAGCUCUGAGAGCAUUCCGCCAUCCCUCCCCAUCUCACACACAAUUUGCCAAGAGGAACAUCUCCGCGUCCUUAAUAUGUGUUAAUACUUCUGUUCCUGAUUGAUGGGUUUAUCUUUUUGUGUGUGUUUUCAGCUGCUUCCUUUAUCUCCCCUGUUUUUAAUAUGCCUUAUUCCUGUAAAUAUUGUUCUUUUAUCUGCGUAGCUCUUGUUCAGACAAGCUUUUGGCCUAUUAGGUUAAUAUGUGCGCUUAAUAUGUGUUAAUACAUCUGCCGCUGAUUGAUGUUUUUAUCUCUGUUUCGUGCGUUGCUUUUUCCUUAGCUGCUCUUGUUUUUGAAUGGCUUGCGUGAUCUUUUUUUCUAUUUUUUUAAUGGUGUUGCUCUUUUAUCCAUAUUUUACUGGUGAUUUGAUUGAACUUGUAUAUCUGUUCUUGUAAGCUGCCAUGGGGGACAUUUGAGGAGGGGCAGGAUACAUAUUUAAAUAAUAAAUAACCUGGGAAUACUUCAAUAGGUUGUAUCCAAUGCUACUCUUACUCAGAGUAGACCCAUCGCAAUAAAUAGGCAUGGCUAACUUAGGUCUGUUCAUUUCAAUGGGUCUACUCUGAGUAUUAGUUAGUUGGCCACGAUCCAGGGUCCCCCUUAUCAAAAAAUGGCAGGGCAACCCAAUAUAUUCUUACUGUGCAUUCUUGAUGAUUCGUACUCAUAAUGCUGUCAGGGCAGUCAGACAUGAUUCCGCAUUCAAUACUGUUUGCACUUGCAAAAAAGCUGCUUUAUUUCCAGGCAGUGCAUAGUCUCUUUCCUCUUUCUGCCAUAAAUGUUCUGGUCCUUUUUUGUCCCUGCUUUUGUUACGCUGUAGCCCUGCCAGAGAGAAAUUUUGCAGUUGCAUUGGAGAAGCAUUGCAGAACAAAUCAAAGCAGAAGACAUCCACUGCUAAUGUACUGUUAUGGUAUCAAGAACACAGCUGCAGUAAAGCACCAGUCCAGAGCGACUGAAAGUCAACUUCCAAGAUAAUAUUGGGACUUCCAACCCAAUCAAUCAAUCAAUCAAUCUUUAUUGCGGUCAAUAGACUUCCAACCCAUUUUUUAGAAUAGUGGAAGUUCCAAAACCAGGCAGAGGGCCUUCUCGGUAGUGGCACCCGCCCUGUGGAAUGCCCUCCUAUCAGAUGUCAAGGAAAUAAACAACUACCUGACUUUUAGAAGACAUCUGAAAGCAGCCCUGUUUAGGGAAGUUUUAUUCUGUUUUUAGUGUUCUGUUGGGAGCCGCCCCGAGUGGCUGGGGAAACCCAGCCAGAUGGACAGG